GUUUCAGUGUUUUCACAGCAGCGCGCGCCCGUACUGCAGAGGGUGCUGGCCCAAACGUGGGUUGGCUGUGAACCCCGCGCGAGAAGCACCGGCCACAACUUCCUGAGUUCGCUACGAGGACUGCACGCUUCCAUCCGGUGUGUAAUGAGUCACAACAUGAAGCAGAAACAAGAAGAAAUCCAAGAGAAUGUAAAGGUAUGUGAUGCAAUCACUUUCAGCUGUUGUAGAAAGCAGUGUAGUCCUGUUCCAAGAAGAACUCUGAAGAUGAUUCAGCCUUCUACGGCUGGAUCUCUAGUUGGAAGAGAAAAUGAGUUGGUUAAAGGCUUGUCCAAACAGAAACAUUGGAAUGACCAGUUAAUAUCUAAGACUUCCAGCUCUGGAGUUGUUACUGACCAAGAAUGUAGUAAAAGUAAAACUCUUGGAGGAGUCAGCCAAGAAGCAUUUGAUCUUAUGAUCACAGAAAAUCCAUCCCCUCACUAUUGGAAAGAAGUGGCAGAAAAACGGAGGAAGGCUCUCUAUGAGGCACUUAAGGAAAAUGAGAAACUUCAUAAAGAGAUUGAACAAAAGGACAAUGAAAUUGCCCGCCUGAAGGAGGAGAAUAAGGAACUGGCAGAAGUAGCAGAACACGUUCAGUAUAUGGCAGAGAUGAUACAGAGGCUGAGUCAUGAACCUCUGGACAACCUUGAAUCACCGUAUAGUCAGGAAUUGGAUCCUGAACAGGCAACUGCUGAGGAUUCUGAGUGAAGUAGAAGACUCAGAAAUUGGUGGUACAUGUGCUGAAGAAGUCGUCUCUUCCUCUACAGAUGUAAAACCGAGUAUAUGAAAUUCAGUAACUGCCGAAGUUUACCUCCACUGUAGUUCUUUGUAGCAGUGCAAAUAA
This is a messenger RNA of Budorcas taxicolor (takin), 880 nucleotides long. It is a transcript of the gene GMNN, whose product is annotated as geminin DNA replication inhibitor. The record is from RefSeq and is a predicted model, not a curated record. Gene Ontology annotation, cellular component: nucleus. Bases 145 to 744 code for a protein of 199 amino acids. Gene Ontology annotation, biological process: negative regulation of DNA replication; negative regulation of cell cycle. Lineage: Eukaryota; Metazoa; Chordata; Mammalia; Artiodactyla; Bovidae. The transcript is spliced from 7 exons.